Messenger RNA from Aspergillus steynii IBT 23096, 980 nucleotides. Its product is annotated as SNAP receptor SEC22. Gene Ontology annotation, molecular function: SNAP receptor activity. The coding region runs from base 78 to 725 and encodes 215 amino acids. The transcript is spliced from 5 exons. The record is from RefSeq and is a predicted model, not a curated record. Gene Ontology annotation, cellular component: endoplasmic reticulum-Golgi intermediate compartment; Golgi membrane; endoplasmic reticulum membrane. Gene Ontology annotation, biological process: endoplasmic reticulum to Golgi vesicle-mediated transport; vesicle fusion with Golgi apparatus; retrograde vesicle-mediated transport, Golgi to endoplasmic reticulum. NCBI's taxonomy places the organism in Eukaryota, Fungi, Ascomycota, Eurotiomycetes, Eurotiales, Aspergillaceae.
GCGACAGCUGAACGACAGCCUGCUGGAUACUCGAGAGGAGUGGAAACUCGGCAGGGAGAAAUUGCAGCGCUACCACGAUGGUCAAAUCCACACAGAUUGCCAGGCUCGAUGGCCUGAUGUUGGCAGCGUCGGUGGACGAUGAACAGGCAGAAGUUGAACUUUCCGAGAUCAAGGGGCAGGCAAAGAUGAUCUUCCGGCGGCUGAGUCGCAAUGCAGCGCCCCAGGCGAGCAUUGAAUCGGGCCAGUACAAUCUACACUACCUUAUCAAAGAUGAUAUCUGUUUCCUGUGCAUAUGCGAUCGCUCCUAUCCGCGCAAGCUUGCCUUCACUUAUCUCGCCGACCUCGCAACCGAAUUCACUACGACAUACUCCCCCGCACAAUACCAGUCUCCCAACCUGCGACCGUAUGCUUUCGUCGAGUUUGAUACCUUUAUCCAGCGCACCAAGAAGCUUUACCAGGAUAGUCGAGCCUCGCAGAACCUCGACCGGCUCAACGACGAACUCCGAGAUGUGACCAAGGUGAUGACCAAGAACAUCGAGGAUCUUCUGUACCGAGGUGAUAGCUUGGAGAGGAUGGGUGAGCUAUCGGGGCGCUUGCGCGAGGACAGCAAGAAAUACAGGAAAGCUGCGGUCCGCAUCAACUGGGAGUUGGUGCUUAAACAGUAUGGCCCAUUUGCCGGUGUCGGCCUGAUUUUCAUCUUCCUUCUCUGGUGGCGCUUCUUCUAGUUUUCUCGCGAAGCAGUUGCUUCUGAAUACCCACUCGUCUGAAUGUACACAUAAUUUCUCCGGUGGUUGCAGGACACCACUUUUUCCUUGCCCAAGCCUCCGGGCUUUUUUUAAACAAUUUAUGAUCGAUGAGAUAGCUUAAGACAGCCCGUGGAAUGCAAAACAAUGACUGGGUAGGCGCGUCGGGAUGACAAGUGUUGUCAUUCAUAGCGACAGUGUUUCGAAUAGAGCUUGCGGUUAACCAUGCACUUUCGG